CCCGGGUAUAAUGCUAGUAAUACUGCCAGUUUGAGAUUGAGCUUCUUCCAACGUCGCCACUGCUGUCGCUUUCGAUGAUAAAAAUUGCUUUUUGUCAACGGGAUAUUGCGAGCGACCACUCUCCAUUUUCAAUCGGGAGGAAGUUAUAAAUUAUAGCUUCAAUGGAAAAAGACAGCGUGAAAAAAGCUCCAAAUCAAUUUAAACUUCUUCCAAAAAUUAUAAAUGGCGGGAUCGCAGGUAUUAUCGGUGUCUCUGUGGUAUUCCCAUUGGACUUGGUUAAAACACGAUUACAGAAUCAAGUUGUCGGUCCUAAUGGCGAACGAAUGUACAAAUCUAUGUUUGACUGCUUUAAGAAGACUUACAGUGCUGAAGGUUACUUUGGCAUGUAUAAAGGAUCUGGCGUGAAUAUUCUCUUAAUCACACCAGAGAAAGCAAUCAAACUCACUGCCAAUGAUACCUUUCGACAUUACUUAUCUACCGGACCUGGACAGCAACUGCCAUUAGAACGUGAAAUGCUUGCUGGUGGUUCAGCUGGAGCAUGUCAAAUUAUUGUCACAACUCCGAUGGAACUACUAAAAAUUCAAAUGCAAGAUGCUGGACGAGUAGCAGCAGCAGCAAAAGAAGCAGGAAAAGUUGUGCCAAAGGUGUCGGCGUUAUCACUAACGAAAGACUUACUACGAAAAAGAGGCAUUUUGGGUCUUUACCAAGGUACUGGUGCAACAGCGCUUAGAGAUGUCACAUUUUCUGUUAUUUACUUUCCAUUAUUCGCUAGACUGAAUAGUAUUGGGCCUAAGAGAGAGGAUGGCUCUUCUGUAUUUUGGUGUUCGUUUUUGGCUGGUUGUACCGCUGGUUCUAUAGCUGCGUUAUCAGUGAAUCCGUUUGAUGUAGUCAAAACAAGAUUACAAGUAAUCAAAAAGGCACCCGGUGAACCAACAUAUAAUGGUGUACUGGACUGCAUAACUAAAACAUUGAAGAAUGAAGGUCCAACUGCGUUCUUCAAAGGUGGAGCGUGUAGAAUGAUCGUAAUAGCACCCCUUUUCGGGAUUGCACAAACCGUUUACUACCUCGGCGUCGCGGAAUGGCUGUUGGGUCUUAAUUAAACGUUGCCCUCUUCUUUCCUGUGCCGUCUCAAUACUCUGGGAUUACUGACAAUAACUGGCGCGUUAUAGAUGUAUUUUCGCUUAAUAUGGUUCGCUAAUUGCUAAGCAAGUGAGUUACUCUUUUUCUUAAUUAUCUGAGAACCUUGAUUAUCGGAUUAACGUGGGUAGCGUUAUACGUAAUAAAUUGUUUAAAAUAAAAUGUUACUGUAAAUAAAAUGGAUUUAAACUUCCUCUAAGACAUAAAUAUUACUAAAAUAUGAAAAAUUGCGUAGUUACACGAUUUUAAUUUUAGCACAUGUUUAACCAAAUUAAAUUAUGAGAUAUUUGAUUUUAAUAAAAAAAGAAAAAAUUUGGUACAAUCGAAUGAUCAAUUAUAUUAAUUUGUUUCUAUAUAUUUUUGUAAUUUUUAAGGAUAAUCAAGGUUCCGUUGAGCUACUAGAUCACCGUUUAUAAAUAAUAACGAUGAUUCUUAUUAGUAUUAUUAUUCAAUUGAGAAUGAAAUCCAUGAUUUGCGAACAAGUUCGCUUAUUUUCAUUAUUGACGAACUAGUCAUAAAUCGUAGAUUUUAUUACCCCUAUCUUACCUAUCUCUUUCUAUAUUACUUUUUCAACAACCAGUGUUUCCAAACAUCUUUAUUUUUAUCGUUUGUAACUUCCACGAUAAGUUACUAACAUUUUUGGAAAGUAAGAUAAAGAAUUAGUUUUAAAUAUUAUUUUUAUUCUAUAUACAAUUUGUGAAACACAAAUAAGUUGACGCAGAAAUUUAUAAUCAAAGUAUUACAUAUCUAAGCUCGUAUACAUCAUAUCAUUAAUGAAUAUUAAAUCAUCAUGAAAAAACUUGAUUACAUUAUUUACGUUGUAUUAUUUACGUUGUUAUAUUAUAAUGAUGGAAACACUGGUAUAGUAUAUCGUGAUAACAGGAGCUUACAUUUUGUAAGAAUUAUAUUUGUGAAUUCUAGUUAAUUCAAUUGUCAAAAGUUACUAUAGUUGUAAGAAUUAAAUGAUACAAAAUAACUCUUAAUUGGUAUGAUCAAGUAUAAAAUGUGCACAAAAAAUACAUAGUUCUUUUUUAAAUUGAAAUUUAAUAUAUUGUUUUACGAUUUGUUAACGAUUAAUUAUCUUUGACUUAUUAAAAAACCUUAAGUUGUUUUAAUAUAAAAAUAUUGUUUAUAAUAUUUCUAUUUUUUAAAAUUAUUUAUUUACAGACGUACUUAUAGAUUUGUAUCAAAUCUGUUUAAAAAAUUUACUAAAUAUCAUAGCAAUUAAGGGUUAAACUGUUCUUCCGUUCUUUCCUUAGAAAACUUUGUGGAGAGAUUCUAGAGAAAUUUCCCAAAUGGGAAUUUAUUGUCAAUUUUAGUAAGAGAAUUCUGAGAAUAUAAUAAAAAUAUUAAUGUUAUUGAUGUAUAAUUGUACAAAAGUAAAUCUGCCCUG
Molecule: messenger RNA, 2530 nt
Organism: Frieseomelitta varia
Lineage: Eukaryota; Metazoa; Arthropoda; Insecta; Hymenoptera; Apidae
Product: mitochondrial glutamate carrier 1-like
Exons: 8
Coding region: 162-1100 (312 amino acids)
Biological process (GO): aspartate transmembrane transport; malate-aspartate shuttle; L-glutamate transmembrane transport
Molecular function (GO): L-glutamate transmembrane transporter activity; L-aspartate transmembrane transporter activity
Source: RefSeq, a predicted model, not a curated record